CCUAAAACCUUUCUCCUUCUGCAACCGCGGCCGCCCGUUCCCUCCUAAUCUUAACAAUUGCAGGGAAACCUCUGCGACUAAUCUAUCGAGGGCUGCCAUGGGCCGCGUUCGCACCAAGACCGUGAAGAAGUCCUCUCGGCAGGUGAUCGAGAGGUACUACUCUCGGAUGACCUUGGACUUCCACACCAACAAGAAGAUGUUGGAGGAGGUCGCCAUCAUUCCUUCGAAGCGCCUGCGCAACAAGAUCGCCGGAUUCUGUACCCACCUCAUGAAGCGAAUCCAGAGAGGCCCUGUUCGUGGAAUCUCUUUGAAGCUCCAGGAAGAAGAGCGCGAGCGGCGUAUGGACUUCGUGCCUGAGGAAUCUGCCAUUAAGACCGAUGUCAUCGAGGUCGACAAGGAGACGAUCGACAUGCUUGCUGCCCUUGGAAUGGCUGACCUACCCGGCGUUGUCAAGCAGGCCGAAACUGCUCUCCCUCCUCCCGCUUUCGGUAGGGGCGGUGCUGCACGGAGAUACUGAAGUGUUAGGUGUGAAUGGGUUGGUCGGGAAGUAAGGUUGGUGUUAACUGUAGUCCUCGCACAUAUUUUAGGCUCCAUUUGAGGCUGGUGAUACUGUUAUUGUAGUUUGUCAUUCUAGUUUUACUUCUUACAUUAAAGGUAGUAUAUAUAUUUAAUUUUGGACUUGUAGAAAGACGACAUUUGAAAUUUUGCUGCUUAUAAUUUUCUUAAAUUUCAUUUUAAUUUAAAAAAUAAUGUCUUCUAUAUUAUGGAUAAUGGAUUCCAUUUUUUGCUGGUGUA
Molecule: messenger RNA, 795 nt
Organism: Nelumbo nucifera (sacred lotus)
Lineage: Eukaryota; Viridiplantae; Streptophyta; Magnoliopsida; Proteales; Nelumbonaceae
Product: small ribosomal subunit protein eS17-like
Biological process (GO): translation
Cellular component (GO): ribosome
Molecular function (GO): structural constituent of ribosome
Source: RefSeq, a predicted model, not a curated record